Messenger RNA from Orbilia oligospora ATCC 24927, 1581 nucleotides. RefSeq lists its product as uncharacterized. The record is from RefSeq and is a predicted model, not a curated record. NCBI's taxonomy places the organism in Eukaryota, Fungi, Ascomycota, Orbiliomycetes, Orbiliales, Orbiliaceae. The coding region runs from base 1 to 1581 and encodes 526 amino acids. The transcript has a single exon.
AUGUCGUCGCUUGCAGGCUUCCAGAUCCGUCCUUCUGCUGAUGGCAACCCGUACCACCAAACAAUCCUCUUCUCCCACGACUACCGUCCUGCUGAGCCAGCUUAUCUCAAGUCUCGCUCAAAACAUCCAGAUGAAUAUUCAAUUGCUCUUCUAGAUGCCUAUAUUCCAGAUAUAAUAUUCGCGCAGGUUGUAGCCAAGCCGACCAUAUCCACGCCUUCGCUUUCGCUUGACGAAAUCCGUCGACAGAACAACGGCGGCUCUCCAAAUCUACCGACAAUUACUCUACCAACUUCCUUUACGAUCCAACUUUACAAUCCGGAAUCUCAGGUUAUAGUUCACCACAAAUCUUCGAAAUGGACCGGAUCAUACUGGGAGUUCACACUGCCACGCCGUUCGUUCCGCCAGCCAACCGGCUCUCGCCUUGACGCCGAAUUAGCCCGAAACAACGCCCUCCCUCCGACUGAUGUAUCCACCUUCCGUUGGCGCAAAGACGGUGGUGUGGUUUCCAAAACGUCAUUACGAUGCACAAUGCUUUCUCCGGCAUCAAAUUCGGGCGAUAAAAAUGCUAAGAAAAAGGGUGGUAGCGAACCCGACAUAACUGUUGCGAUUAUGGACAAACUCAAGGACGUCACAAUAUACCAACCAAGUUUGCAGCGUGUAGAUGUUGAAGAUAAAAAGGGCUUGGAAGUUGCUUUACUAUUGACCGCGACUGUUAUCGCGGAUAUCUAUUUCACACCACCAAGCACCAGUUUCAAUGUUGGAAUUCAGACGGCUGUCUCUCCCAAUAAUGGUCCAAACGUUAGGCCACAGAGACCUCUGCCAACUGCUGUCCCUACCCCGGUUGGAUUUAGUGCCGAUACUGGUAGGAGGAGAAGCAGCAGCAUAAGUCCAAUUACCGGCACUCCACCGACUUAUACGCUUAUAAAAACUCCAACACCACCAAACAAUGCUCCGACUGUAGUCAAUAACAACGUACUCCGCGACACAGCUACCCUACAGCGGCAACAGGCAAUUGAGGACCGUCGCCGCCUCGAGGAAGAAAAGAAGCGUCAGAGAGAAGCCGCACUCGAAGAGAAGAGGAUUCGUAAGAUGUUAGAGAAGGAAGAGGCUGACAGACGUAAAGAGGAGGCGAGAGUGAAUGCCGAGACUGAAAGAUUGAAAAAACAAUAUGGUAGUGAUGCAGCCGCUUGGGAUCGACUGAGGAGAGAUCAGGAUAAUUCACAAAAUUAUGGCUAUUACGGCCAUCAGAGGAACCAAUCGGUACCUCAACCACCUAGCUCCUAUAAUCAGCGACCUCCGGUUAUUGUGGAACCCACGAGUACUUCACCCAAUCAACCAGCACCGAAUGGUAGGAGGUGGAGUCAGCAACUGCCCCCACGACAGCCGUUAUACCCAGUCCCAGAGUCUCAACAGGCGAGACCACCACAAAAUGGUCAGCAUUUGAGCCCUGACGGUCCACCGUCGAGCUUCCAACAACCACAGAAACAGCCCAAGAAGAAGUCCAGCGGAUUCCUUGGCAUUUUUGGUGGCGGGAAUAGCUCCGGAAACGGGUUGGCGAAGAAGAAAAGCAGUUUCUUCUGA